GGCACCGCGCUCGGGGGCGGGUCUACAGGGGGAGGAGGACGCGCGCCCUGCGGCCCUGCCUAAAGGCGACGCGCCGCAGCUGCAGCUGCUGCCGCAGCCACCGUCACCACUCCCAGAUUCUGGAGGGGAGGAUGGAGUCGGUGACCGUCGCUACCGACGGUGGGGACAGGUCCGGGGUCCCAGCAGGCUCAGGCUUGUCAGCUUCCCAGCGUCGAGCCGAACUGCGGCGGAGAAAGCUGCUCAUGAACUCGGAACAGCGCAUCAACCGGAUCAUGGGCUUUCACAGGCCCGCGGGCGCGGAAGAAGAAAGUCAAACAAAAUCAAAGCAACAGGACAGUGAUAAACUGAACUCCCUCAGCAUUCCUUCAGUCUCAAAGCGAGUAGUGCUGGGUGAUUCUGUCAGUACUGGAACAACUGACCAGCAGGGUGGUGUGGCUGAGGUAAAGGGGACCCAACUGGGAGACAAAUUGGACACUUUGAUUAAAUCAUCUGAGUGCAGUAAUGAUGUCAACCUUGAGCUCCGGCAGCGGAACAGAGGGGACCUGACAACAGACACUGUCCAGAGAAGUUCUCGCCAUGGUCUAGAACAGUACCUUUCCAGAUUUGAAGAAGCAAUGAAGCUAAGGAAACAGCUGAUUAGUGAAAAACCCAGUCAAGAGGAUGGAAGUUCAACAGAAGAGUUUGAUUCCUUUCGAAUAUUUAGAUUGGUGGGAUGUGCUCUUCUUGCUCUUGGAGUCAGAGCUUUUGUUUGCAAAUACUUGUCCAUAUUUGCUCCAUUUCUUACUUUACAACUUGCGUACAUGGGACUAUACAAAUAUUUUCCUAAGGGUGAAAAGAAAGUAAAGACAACAGUACUAACAGCUGCACUUCUGUUAUCUGGAAUUCCUGCUGAAGUAAUAAAUCGAUCAAUGGAUACCUAUAGCAAAAUGGGCGAAGUCUUCACGGAUCUCUGUGUCUACUUUUUCACUUUUAUCUUUUGUCAUGAACUGCUUAAUUAUUGGGGUUCUGAGGUACCAUGAAGUCUGCACAACUCAGAAGCAGCAGCUUACAAAAAAAAUUCUUUUCUAUAUUGCAGUGUGUUUAAAGGAAGCAAACUGGUUUACAUCUUUUAUAAUUCUUUUCCUUUAUAGGGCUUGUAAAAUCCCCUUUAUUAGGAAUGGAAUGGCAGUUUCCCUGAUUUGAAAAGGUUGAGUUUGUUUUAGUACUGAUAUGAAGAAUAGAGUACCAGUGUCAUUAAUUUUGAUUUUCUUGUUUGAUUAGAAUCCCUAUUCUAUACUUUUCCCCUCACUUAUUAAAUUUGUAAUUCCUCAUUUAAGGGCUGAGCUAGUACUUAAGAGAGCAGAUACAUAUGGACUUAGCCAGCCCUAAGGACUGCUGCUUGUAUUUGUGUCACUUUGUCCUGAGAAAUGAAGUCAUCUUAAAAAUAAAAUGAAAGAAACUGAA
This is a messenger RNA of Nycticebus coucang (slow loris), 1443 nucleotides long. It is a transcript of the gene CAMLG, whose product is annotated as calcium modulating ligand. The transcript has 4 exons. Lineage: Eukaryota; Metazoa; Chordata; Mammalia; Primates; Lorisidae. The record is from RefSeq and is a predicted model, not a curated record. Gene Ontology annotation, biological process: tail-anchored membrane protein insertion into ER membrane. Gene Ontology annotation, cellular component: GET complex. The coding region runs from base 132 to 1019 and encodes 295 amino acids.